AUGGAUCUUCCUUACAGUACUGAAGUGAUGGUGGUACUACUCCCGCCUAAGUUCAAGGUCCCCUUGAUCGACAUGUAUGAUGGGUCUAGGGAUCCCAUGGACCAUUUGGAAAACUUUAAAGCGCAUAUGAUCCUUCACGGUUUUCUAGGUGAGGUGGCCUGCCUCGCCUUCUCUCUAACCUUGAAAGGGAUAACACGAGGUUGGUUUGGAACUUUGCACCCAGGAACCAUUAACAACUUCGAUGAGCUAGCCAAGCUAUUUUUAACUCAGUUCAUGGCGAGUAGGCAUCACUGGCGCCCUACAGCUUACCUUCUAACUAUCAAGCAAAAGGAAGGGGAGAGUUUAAAAGCGUAUCUGACCAGAUUUAAUAAAGAAAAUUUGACCACCAAUGACCAGGACGAGAAGAUCAUACUCGCUGCCUUGUUAGGAGGUAUAUGGCCCCGAAGUCUGUUCAUGAUCGAGCUGGCCAAGAAAGCUCCCUCUACCUUAAGGGAGUUCAUGGAUAGGGCUGAUGACUACAUCAAUGCAAAAGACAUAUUACAAGCUCUAUUAGAGUCAAGAAAGAAAGAAACAAGGCAUGGCUCGAAAGGUUCAAAUAGGGAUAGGAAGACAAGUUUGAACCAAGGAACGGGAGGGGGGGUGAAAGAUACCCCACCCAGCAGGAUCAAGGGCCUCGCCUCAUCCACAAUAACCUAA
Carya illinoinensis is the source of this 696-nucleotide messenger RNA. RefSeq lists its product as uncharacterized. Lineage: Eukaryota; Viridiplantae; Streptophyta; Magnoliopsida; Fagales; Juglandaceae. The record is from RefSeq and is a predicted model, not a curated record. The transcript has a single exon. The coding region runs from base 1 to 696 and encodes 231 amino acids.